AUGGCGGAUCGCACUCCCUCUCUGCCUUCCACAUCUAAGGAGAGUAGAAAGGAAUAUUACAAGAUUAGAGAUGCUUCUAAAGUUUAUUUAUUCGGUGUUUUUCAACGAUGGAGAGAAUUUAGAGAUGCCAAUAAUAUAAAAACGGACAAGGACGCCGCUGAAGUUUUGCUCGAUACAUAUUAUAAUUCAAAGUCGAAGAACUCAUGGUAAGAUAAUAAAGAUUUUUAUACUAGAAUAUUUUACACAAUUAUAAUGUAAACUUUGACUUUGUAUCUAAAAUAUUUUUGUGUUUUUAUAUUGUCUUACAUCUAAAAUUUUUAAUAUUUCCCUGAUGCUUUAGUGUUAGUGUGGAGAGCCAAACUGAUCCUGAAGAAGUGGGGCCUGUUUCAUCGACUGCUUGUCUGCAAGAAAUUCAACCAAUUACUCCUCGUUCAGGCCCACAGACUAGACAAGCUUUAAGAGAUAGUUUACCUUCCCCAGGUAAGAACUUGGAUCCUAAGAUUUUUAGUGUGAAAAAUCAUGGUUAGGGUGAAAAAUCAUAUUUACAGUACACAGUAAACAAACAUUUUAUUAUUUUGUCUUUACACUGUAUUUAUAAUAUGUUCUAAAUUGUAUAAUUUUUACAGUGUUGACCUCUACACCUCGCCCUUGUGCAUCUGGUUUUACCAGAACAAGCAGCUUUCCAUCGCCUGGUAAGUUUACUGCUUGAUGGGUAUCGGGUAAAAUGACUUAAAAAUUAAUAUACUUUGAUGCUAAAGUUUAAUUUUUGCCUACCCUCUUUCAUUUGUAGUUAGCGACAUAAACCCAGUGUCACCAUUAGCUCGCUCAAGUAGACGGAGUUUACUUUGUGAGAGUUCACCACUGUCGUCAAGAUCUACGAGGAUUAGAGAAGUUCCUGUUGAUAUCAGGUUUGUAAACACAUGAAAUACACUCUAUAUAAAGAUCAAAAUUUAACUGAUACAUGUAUCUGUGUGCGAUAUUAUUCUCAUGUAUGAAAUAUUAUUCUCAUGUAUGAAAUAUUAUUCUCAUGUAUGAUAUAUUUUCCUAGCCCACUUGAGGAAACGUUGACAGCCAGUGAUGAAGACUCGGGAAGCGAUGAUGAUGGCAGUCUUGAGACAACUCUGACAGCAACAUCCUUAUUGCCCAUUAAUGAAAAUUAUGAGUAUGUUAUCACUUUUAAAGUUGUAUAAUUUGACAUAAGUACAAAUGAGAGAAAAAGCUUGUGAAAAAAAGUACAGUAUUUCAGACACUACAGACAACUUUCAUAUACUGUACAUACUGUAUAUAUAAAGGAUUAUAUACUGUAUUCAUUGGGAUAUACAUGUACCAUUAAUUUUCUAUGUAUAUUUUAAUUUAGAUUGCCUCUGGCUGAGACAUCCAUCGAGGAAGAAGUAUUUAACACCAACCUAGGUGGCCAUGACGAUAUUGGUGAGCAUGAACAACAGCUGACUGGUAAUGGGGAAUCUGAUAGCACUGGAUACACCUCUUCAGUACAGGGAGUGACCCCUGACAAAGCUGUCCAGAUGGAGAAGUGUAUUGUGUUUACAGAUACUCUCGUGUCAUUACUAAAAGAAUUGCAUGGGAGUAUCUGUAAACGGCAGGGAUGUGGUCGUUCGCUUGAGUAUCAAAGACGAUAUCUUGGUACUUGUCUUGUUGUAUCCUGGCAGUGCAGUGCUGGUCAUCGGGGAGGAAGAUGGGCAGCGCAACCAACCUGCGAGAAAAUCAGAGCGGGCAAUCUCAUGCUCGCAUCUGCAUUAUUGUUGUCUGGCAACUCAUUCACAAAAGUGGGGUUGAUGUUCAGAUUCUGCAAUAUACAGUAUUUUUCUAAAACACUGUUUUGUCAAUACCAGAGUCUGGACAUUGCCCCUGCUGUGAAUGAGUUUUGGGAGCAGCAUAAGCAGGAGCUAUGGGAUCAAAAAUCUGGACAAGAU
Molecule: messenger RNA, 1931 nt
Organism: Paramuricea clavata
Lineage: Eukaryota; Metazoa; Cnidaria; Anthozoa; Malacalcyonacea; Plexauridae
Source: the annotation of a GenBank genome assembly